This is a messenger RNA of Mytilinidion resinicola, 441 nucleotides long. RefSeq lists its product as uncharacterized. The record is from RefSeq and is a predicted model, not a curated record. The transcript is spliced from 3 exons. Gene Ontology annotation, biological process: RNA processing. Gene Ontology annotation, molecular function: ribonuclease III activity. Bases 100 to 441 code for a protein of 113 amino acids. NCBI's taxonomy places the organism in Eukaryota, Fungi, Ascomycota, Dothideomycetes, Mytilinidiales, Mytilinidiaceae.
GGCUUGAUAGAGGUCAUUUGGUUUAUAUAGAGACGGAUAGUUCACCAUUCUGAUCAAGUUGUCAGGCACUUGUCCAAAAUUUGUCAAUAGCCGCUGACAAUGUCCAACUACGAAUCGUUCCAAGACAAGAUGAACUAUUACUUCAAGAACAUAGGCAAUAAACAACUCGCACUCGUUGGCGACGCCGUUCUUCGGCUGUGUGUCCUCGAUGAAUGGUUUUCGACUGAGAGUGACACAGAUGUCGCAACAAAUGAACACUUGAAGAAUGUAGCGAAGGAGUGGGGUUUAAAAGAGUAUAUUAAGGAAAACCCAUCUCAAGAGGAUAAGGAAGCAAAGACUACGCUCGCUUCUACCGUCGAAGGGAUUAUUGGAGCGGUAUGGGUCGAUUCUGAUCGAGAUUUCGGAGCUGUCCAACGUGUUAUAAAGAAACUGGUAUACUGA